Molecule: messenger RNA, 1164 nt
Organism: Brachypodium distachyon (stiff brome)
Lineage: Eukaryota; Viridiplantae; Streptophyta; Magnoliopsida; Poales; Poaceae
Exons: 1
Coding region: 171-866 (231 amino acids)
Biological process (GO): root development; shoot system development
Source: RefSeq, a predicted model, not a curated record
CAUCUGGGGGAUGAAAUGGCAUGAUUCUUUAUGUCUACCAAUCAACUGCCACUGCUACCACAUUUCUCUAUAAAUAGGCCUCAGAAGAAUGGUAGACACAUCAAACCAAAAGUUGAUCUCUUCUUCUCCUCUCUUCAACCACAAUACAGAGAAAAGCUUCAAGAUCAGACAUGGCUUUCCACCUAAGGUCGAUAAGUUUGCCUUCUAGGCCUCAGGUCAGUGAGACUGAAAUCGAGCAAGAGCUGCUCAGCCUAGAGGCCAGCAUCUCUUCCUCCAUCACCAUCAGCACGAUGUGUGAUGGUCUGAGGAGGCUUGGAGACAUCUACAAUGUUGUUGAAGAGAUUGUUUGCCUGCCAAGCUCCUCCCAGCAGAGGAAGAUGUUGGACGGAGAGAUGGAAUGCUCUCUUGAGCUGUUGGAUCUCUGCAGCACCAUGCAAGAGAUCUUCGUCGAGAUGAAGGCCAUCAUCCAAGAGCUGCAAGUGGCUCUAAGAAAAGGAAAUGAUGCAGCUGCUCAAGCAAAGAUCCAGUCCUAUACUCGCUUGGUGAAGAAGGCCAAGAAACAUUUCAAGAAGCCCGCUAAGAAGACUACUUCUGCAGAUUGCAGGAUGGUCAUGCUGUUGAGCAACGCCAGAGAGGUCUCCAUCUCUCUGCUGGAGUCCACAGUCCAGCUCUUGUCAAAGAAAAUCGAGACUCCUAAACAGUCACUUAUUUCCAAGGCAUUUCACAACAAGAAGGCAGUUGUUUGCGAGGAGGAGCAAUUGCAGGAGUUAGAGUGCAGCAUCGGAGAUCUUGAGAAUGGAGCAGGACACCUGUUCAGGAAAUUAGUCCAGAGCAGAGUUUCUCUCCUCAACAUUCUUAGCUCAUAGAUACUCCAUCUCACUCUUGACGUCCUGUGACUUGGCAUCCGCCUUUUUGAGGAUUAGCCGAUCAUGGCACAAUUUUCCCAUAUGUAUAUAGUACAAAUGUACAGAAAAUUAUAGAAAGGCAAAGCAAAGUUUUGAUCUAUUUCAUGAUUUGUGAUCUCUCUAUACUUUCAGUCGAUGUCCUUGGUUAGUGGAUCAUGUUACUUGUACAUUAAACAUGCCAGAUCAAGGCUACAAGCGCUAAGGCUGUAAUUAGCACAGAGAAUAAAUUGUUAAUUACAAAGAUUCCCCACCAACACCA